AGGUCUCACCAACCUUUCUCAAGCGUCUCCAAGCUACUGAGUAUAUAUAUUUUACUGCUAUAAGAGCCCUAGGAAGCGGGGAAGCGCGAGGCUUCAACACUUCGACUUAAAAAGAUCAACAACGAAUUUUCCUGAAAUGUUUAAGAACAAUUAAAAGGAGCAGGCGUUUUCAAUCUAUCAACUAAGAGAGCAAUCAUACCACCCACCUCCUAAGACACCGUCGCUCGUUGUGGCGGUCGGCGAGAUGACAGCUGUUUUUUCAUCUGUGAAUGUAAUAAAUAUUGGCUGCUUUUAAUAUUUGCCAGGAUCUCUCCUCCUUGUUCCCUGGAAUUUUAACUCUAAAAGAUUGGCGAACCGAUUAUCGGCCGGGCUUUUGCAAGCCUGCAAAAUGAUGCUGAGUCCGGACCAAGCCGCCGACUCAGAUCACCCCAGCUCGACGCACUCGGACCCGGAGUCUCUGGGCGGCGCAGAUGUCAAGGUGCUGGGCAGCGUGUCGGACCUGGAGCCGGUGGAGGAGGCCGACGGCGACAGCAAGGGCGGCAGCCGGGCCGCGCUCUAUCCGCACCCGCAGCAGCUGAGCCGCGAGGAGAAGCGCCGACGCCGGCGCGCCACGGCCAAGUACCGCUCGGCCCACGCCACCCGCGAGCGCAUCCGCGUGGAGGCCUUCAACCUGGCCUUCGCCGAGCUCCGCAAGCUGCUGCCCACGCUGCCCCCGGACAAGAAGCUCUCCAAGAUCGAGAUCCUGCGCCUGGCCAUCUGCUACAUCUCCUAUCUCAACCACGUCCUGGACGUGUAGGGAGGGGGACGCUGCGGGAGGCCGCCGGUCCCGGAGGGCGUCUAGUCUGCCAAAGGCGACACACCCGUCCUGGCAGGCCUGAGGGUCGCCCAGAGACACCAGAACGAGGGGGGAAGCUUGCAGUCUAUUCUCUCUGGUCAUCAAGGCAACAGGGCAAUGUUUCCGAGCCUGGGAGGUGGGGUUGGACAGAAAGAUCUGGGUCUUGGAGGGGUAUUUUCCUGGCUGGAAGAACCUUCUGGAGGUACCUAGGGUGAGUUGCUCUGGGGCCUUCCUUGGAUGUGUUAGGGACAUCUCCUUAAGGGUGGUUGUGGUAACCCACUGGAGGCUUUGAGUCCCCCUAUAUUUAAAUCCCAUACAUCUUCAUAUUUUGAAAGGAUAAGGGAGGGCAGAAGCUCAGCCCAGGCUGUUCGUUUCAGAUUGUGACUAUCGGGGAUUUUUCUAAUUGAGAAAUCACCAAACCUUGGGGAGAAGGGAAAGAUUAAAAUCUUUUCCAUAUAGAGAUUAAGACAGAAAGGUGGCCCAGUAAACUUUCUGUUCACCCUGUAAAAUGAAAAAUCACAUUCAAAUACAAAUAAAAUCCUGAAUAUUUGACAAGGUUAAAAAAAAAGAUGCAUUCAGAAUAAACAAAACACACCGUGGGAGGAUUUGAGUUUAGUGAGACUUUAACCCCAAGAUAGGACACUAAAGUAGAUAGAAAACUCCAUAUUUAAAUGGAAAAUUUAACAUCUGAUUGCUUUUCCGGGCAAAAUGCCCCUUUAAAUAUCCAAAAACAACCCGUCUAUUUGUGACCUUAACAUGUGGACCCAUAGAUGCAGUUAGAAAAAAGACAACCUAUUUUUAUUUAUGUUAGAAGGAGUAGAGUAUUUUUUUCAAGACAUUUAUUUUUCAGAGUGGUGAUAAUUUUACUUUGGAUACUCCGUGCCAAUUUAUUUAUAGUCAAGUGUUUACACUUUUCCCCCGUGAAAUAAUUGUGUCUAACCUUUUAUGUGUUUGUUGCGAUUAUCUUGUGGUCUUUCUUCUUUAUUUUUCGGAUUAUAUUGCACUUAUAUAAGAGAGUUCCCGCUUCCCCUGUUUCUAAGCAUAUUUUAUAUAUUAAGAAGUUGGUUGUUUUGUUGUGAGAUCAGCAACACUAGCCCUUCACUGCUAUAGUUUUAUAAGAAGUUAAGUGUUGUUAUUCUUGCCUGUAGUUUUGUCUGAAAAGAACCUUUCCAAACUGUUUAUAAGGAAUAGCUUCUUGUGUGUGCGUGAGUGACGUUUGUGCGUGGGAUGAUUUUAGGAAGUUACAUUAUUUUCCUAAAAAAAGAAAAGAAAAAAGAAUUUAGACUUACUUCCUCUGUGACAACCAAAAAGAAAAGUCUAUGACCUGGAAAUGUUUCAUGUUCUCGGCUGUGAAACUCGUAAAACGAGAAGUGUAUUUUAGAGACAAGGGAGAAAGGAAAAAAAAAAAACACAUCUGCUAUCCAAAGAUUUUAGUCUUUUUCAGGGUUUUUUUGUGUCUCUGUUGCUUUAUAUAAUGCAAUAUUUUGUAGUGAAAAUAGAUAUAACCUGGUUUCUACCUGACAAGUUUUCAUAUCUCAUGACUGGUGCGCUGUUUUGCAUAUAAAUAAAGGUAUCAGAUAAAA
Messenger RNA from Microtus ochrogaster (prairie vole), 2418 nucleotides. RefSeq names its product nescient helix-loop-helix 2 (gene Nhlh2). Gene Ontology annotation, biological process: regulation of transcription by RNA polymerase II. The record is from RefSeq and is a predicted model, not a curated record. Lineage: Eukaryota; Metazoa; Chordata; Mammalia; Rodentia; Cricetidae. Gene Ontology annotation, molecular function: protein dimerization activity; RNA polymerase II cis-regulatory region sequence-specific DNA binding; DNA-binding transcription factor activity, RNA polymerase II-specific.